AUGAGUGGCCCGAAGAAGGCCGCCGCGGGGUGGGGCUCCGUCUUCUCCAGCGCCAUCACGAACCUCGAGUCCCGGCUGGACAACAUCCUCGCAGACGAGAGCGAGCUUGCUGCCAAACAGCGCCUCAAGGCUGAGAAGCAGGCCACGGGAAGCAGAUCGCGCGCAAACUCUGGCCGACUCGCAGCUCCACCGUCCAACGCAUCUGGCCCGCGCUCUAGAGAUGCCUCGAGGACACGCGUCAACGAUCGACUGGCAGAGAGGCUGGCAAAGGCGACAGCCCAGAAAGCUCCUUCCAGAGUCGCGACCCCUGUGACCGAUGCGGACAGUGUCAGGACCAGCGGAGAGGUCCAGCGCUCAGCAGACAUUGCCAGACCAGCAUCCGAUAUCGAGUUGGCUGGGCGAAACGAAGACCAGCAAGGCGGAUCCGCUGCCGUGGAAGCUGUCCCAUCACUCGAUGUUGCUGAGCGACCUGCAACGAGUGAAGAUGUUGCCCUGGCUACUUCGUCUCUUCCCAUCAACCCGGCCAGAAUUUCCACAGAAAGCACCCGCGCCUCUGUCGAGCACGAUAGGAAACAGCAACCUACCGCAAGAUCCUCGUCAGAUCUGCCCAAUGGCGACAGCAGCGUUGCCAAAAGUGCAGCCGAACUACAGGCGGACAUAGAAAGAAUGCAGUCCGAUCAUGCUGCUGUCGAAUUUCAGCGACAAGAAGAGAUGAAUGUCUACAUGGAACGUAUCGAUGCGCUCCAGGCGAAACUCACGUACUUGGCCAACGAGACUGUGGCUGCCGCGAAAGAGGCCAACGCUUCUGCAAGAGCUGGGACGCUAGAAGAGCAGAUCGCCGAAAAGGACCAGCGCAUAGCUUUGUUGAUGGAGGAAGGCGGGAAGCUCAGCAAGAACGAGAUGAAGCACUUGCAAACCAUUAAGAAGUUGCGGAGCAAAUCCACUGAUGACGAGAGGCGCAAUGCCGAGCUGAAGAAGAAGCUUGAACGUGCUGAGAAAGCAGAGGUUGAGUUGAAGGCUAAGCUACGUAGAGCUGAAACGACCGAGCGACAAGCGAACGAGAAGACCAGGCAGAUUGCGGCGAUCGAGAGACAGAUCGAGGAGCUCAGAGUGGACCGCGAGAACGCUGCGGAUUUGGUUCGAAGCCUGACGACACAGCUUAAGGAAGCGAAAGAUCGAGCUGCGAAAGCGGAGAGCAGCAGCAAGUCUUCAGAAGCGGAUAAAAACAAAAUUGCCGAAUUGCAGAAUGAGCUCGAAGAUGCUCAGAUCGAGAAGAGGUUGGCUGAAGACAGAGCAACAUCGGAGAUCAAGAAAAUGAAAGACGACGCUCAGCGGCAGGUGGAGCGCUUUAGCGUCACAGAACUCGAGCUCAAGAACGAAAUUUCUGGACUGGAGUCGAGGCUCGAGGCGAUGAGAAGCCGAGCUGAAGAAGCAAGCAGUUCUGGAGGGGCCACAGAUGGAGAGAGCAGUGUCAAGCUGAUGCGUCAAAUCGAAACCCUUCAGAAACAGUAUGCGCUUGCCAAAGGAAAUUGGGAGACCAUUGAAGGAUCUCUCAACGCUAGGGUCGCAGCUCUCGAGAAGGAGCGUGACGACGUGGCUAAGCGAGAGAGCGAGCUGCGAAAGAAAGUAAGAGAUACAUCGAACAAGGCUCGCAAGGCUGAAGAUGAGCUGGAGAGCACCUUCGACAGUCUGAAGACGGUGGAGCAGGAGCUUUCCAGCCAACAAGCUCAGCUUGUGACACUGCAAUCACGGCUCGAAGAAGCACAGGCGAACCACAGCGACACAAAGGCAGACUUCGACAAGCAGCGGAAGCUGUGGGAGGCGGAGUUCGCACAACGCUUAGAGGAAGAGAAGCUCAGAUGGCGAAGAGAAAUGCUAGGCUCUAGUGCCAAUGCGAUGAACUCACCUCGCACGGAAUCACUGGCAGCUUUUACCCGCAAAGGCUCAGGCACGGACAUCACAAGUCGCAAAGCCCUAUCACGCCUGACUUCCCAUGAGCUAGUAACAUUGCACACUGACCAGAGGCCAGUCAGUCGCCGCAGCUCUGCGGUGCCGCCGCCUGGAUCUGCUCGUGCCGUCGCACCGCCCAGCGAACCAUCACCAUCGAUCAGCAGGAGAGAAUCGACCUUGUCCUUCGACACGCACAACAUGCCGCCCACGCCGUCGAUCGAGAUUGGUGAUCGUAUCAGUGAGGAUGGUGCCCACUCCGCCUCGCCUCAAAGGACCAUCUACGAUAUCGUCAGCACUUCGACUGCGGGUCCUGGUGCUGGUCCAUCGGUUCAGCUCGUAGAACGGAUGUCCUCACUGGUUCGCAAGCUCGAGUCCGAGAAGGCGUCAUUCAAAGACGAAUUGUCAAGACUAAGUGCACAGCGAGACGAUGCGAGGAAUGAAGUCGUUGAGCUGAUGCGUGAAGUCCAAGCGAAGCGCACUGGCGAAACAAAGGUUGCAGACCUGGAGCAAGAGAUCAACACGUUGAAAGCACGGUACGAUGCCAGUCUGGAGAUGUUGGGUGAAAAGGAAGAGGAGGUGGAGGAGCUGAGAGAGGACGUGGAUGAGCUGAAAAGAAUAUACAAGGACUUGGCUGAGCAGAAGUUUAGUACAGGCAAGUAG
Fulvia fulva is the source of this 2610-nucleotide messenger RNA. Its product is annotated as TATA element modulatory factor. NCBI's taxonomy places the organism in Eukaryota, Fungi, Ascomycota, Dothideomycetes, Mycosphaerellales, Mycosphaerellaceae. Gene Ontology annotation, cellular component: Golgi apparatus; endoplasmic reticulum. Bases 1 to 2610 code for a protein of 869 amino acids. The transcript has a single exon. The record is from RefSeq and is a predicted model, not a curated record.